Aspergillus wentii DTO 134E9 is the source of this 1747-nucleotide messenger RNA. Its product is annotated as choline-phosphate cytidylyltransferase. The transcript is spliced from 3 exons. Gene Ontology annotation, biological process: CDP-choline pathway. Gene Ontology annotation, cellular component: nuclear envelope. Bases 212 to 1555 code for a protein of 447 amino acids. Gene Ontology annotation, molecular function: choline-phosphate cytidylyltransferase activity; phosphatidylcholine binding. The record is from RefSeq and is a predicted model, not a curated record. Lineage: Eukaryota; Fungi; Ascomycota; Eurotiomycetes; Eurotiales; Aspergillaceae.
GAGAGAGAAAGCGACGGAACGUCCCAAGAGAUCGUCAUUAUUUGUCUUGCAUUCCUCCCCAACCUGUCAUCUCUCUUCCAUCCGUUUUCGUUUCAAUUUUCCCCCCCCUCUCUCUUUUGUCUUUCUUUCUAUCUUGACAUCCCUUGAUCCAGUCGACAGAAGUAGAGCUGAGCUCCCUCAAGUCAAGAACCCCCUCCCCGAAUACGCCAUCAUGUCGUCUCCGUCCUCCGCGGGCAAACGCAAGCGCAGCGCUUCCCAACACCAGCCAGCCAACCCCGUCAAGUCGUCCACAGCGGAUCUCUUGCAACCUUCAUCGCGCGACGCGUCUGGUGAGGAAGGCGAUGACUCGACCGGUCCAACAAUCCUUCCUACUCCCUCGAGCGGCAAGCAGAAGAAACAGACUUCAAUUGACGUCGCGGCUGCGGCAACCGGCACGGUCCCGCCUUCGAAACGGGCCCGGAAGUCAAACGACGAAAGCCAUGCACCCGACUCCAAUGGAACCGAUCAAGUGAUGGGGGAGAACAAUGAGGAAGAUAUGGGCGAGCCUUCCGAGACGACCGUGGCAAGCAGCGACAUUGAGAACCGGACGGGUCGGCCGGACUUGCAGGUCAAGACGGCAGAGGAGAAGCAGAAACUCAUGAGACCUCCCGAGGUCGGCCGAUUGCAGGACCCCGUGGGAUACAAGACCAAUCCUCCUCCUACAGACCGGCCGGUCCGUGUGUAUGCCGAUGGAGUGUUUGAUCUGUUUCACCUUGGUCACAUGCGACAACUCGAACAGGCUAAAAAGGCUUUCCCUGAUGUCUAUCUCAUUGUCGGAGUCACUGGGGAUGAGGAAACACACAUGCGGAAGGGUCUGACUGUCCUGAGCGGUGCAGAGCGUGCAGAGACCAUCCGUCACUGUAAAUGGGUGGAUGAGGUGCUUCCCAACUGCCCGUGGAUUGUGACUCCGGAUUUCAUCAACGAACACAAGAUCGAUUAUGUCGCUCACGAUGACCUUCCCUACGGUGCUGACGAAGGAGACGAUAUCUAUGCCCCAAUCAAGGCUGAAGGAAAGUUUUUGGUUACUCAGAGAACCGAGGGUGUCAGCACAACAGGCAUCAUCACCAGAAUCGUUCGCGACUACGACCAGUACAUCUCCCGUCAAUUCAAGCGGGGUGCUUCGCGACAAGAGUUGAAUGUGUCAUGGUUGAAGAAGAACGAAUUGGAAAUCAAGCGACAUGUGACGGAACUCCGGGAUAACAUCCGCAACAACUGGACGGCCACCGGUCAAGAGUUGGGUCGGGAGCUGCGCCAGAUCUGGCAGAACAGCCGACCAAACAGCCCAGCUCCCAGUGCGAGAAACAGCAUUGAUCUGGGAGGACGGCCGAGUGGAAUCGUUAGUCCGACAACAGGCAAGUCCCAUCUCUCACGAGUGGAGGCAUUGAGCCGUCCUGACAGCCCGGUAGGAACUGGAAGGAACGAAGACUUUGCGACAGGUUACAGUUUGGGGUUGAUUGGAGGUGUUCGAGCGUGGGUCAGUAUUACAUCUCUUAUCACACAUGGACCAUGUUAUUAACGUCAAGCAGAUGAUGCGCAGCCGUCGGUCUCUGAUCGAACAAACCAGCCCCAGCCGACCGCAUUCGCCGUCUAGCGAAGAGGAACAUGAACCCGAAUCGGAAGGUAACACUGUGACCCAUUCCCACACCGCAUAAAAAGUUGCAUCUAUUCGACGUGUUCGGAUAGCAAUCAAGAUUCGAGAUUUACCUCU